AUGGCCAAAAAGGAUAAGCAGCGAGAAAAGACGAAACUCGUGCCCAUCGCUUUACACACUGAGCUUUCUGAAUACACGUCUCUGCUUCGUGCGCUCAGGACUAACGACAUCUUGGAUGUGGCCUCGCAACUUGCUCGUCCUUACGCUGGGUCUUCUACUAGGGCUUCGACCGUGACUGCACGCGAUAGUAGUCUCGCUCCUCGAUCUACCGACUUUGCCGAUGUAGAGCUUUCCGACGAAGAUGUCGGCAGCAGUGCGAGAGUGGCAGAGAGGAAUAUGGAUGAGGGAGAGUCUGAGAAGCCUGACUCAGGAUCUGAGUAUGAGAUGGGUGGCGAGGGCAAGGCGAAGGCGAAGAAAAGUUCGAGCAGGUCAAAGAAGAAGAAAAUGGAAAGGGAUGAGUGGACGAGGUGGCCGCUUAUGGUCGGCGAUGUUCAUAUCCCUGAGUGGGGCUUCGCAGACGAAGUCCUCUUCCUCGCUCGACAAUCUAUCGCAUUUCACCGGUCCGUCUCGAGCGAGCACGCUCAUGAUCAGCCUGGUGACCCUCUUGAGCCUGUCCGUGAUUUGGAUGCAUCGGAGGGUGAGCAGGAGCCCGACGAAGAUGUUGACGACAUCGACUCCGAGUCAGAGGAUGAGCUUCAGCCUGAUGUGGCCCAAACCCUUGAGGCUCUAUCCUCGACACAUCUUACUCAGAUGUUAUCUGCCAUUGCAUCACAUAUUCCUGCUUCUUCGAAGAGUCUGCAGAGUCGCUUCAUGCCCCUUACCUGGCAACACGUCCUGAACAUCGUCAGCGUAGAGGGCAUUGUUGACCCUCAGGUGAUUCAAAACGUUCAAGAUCGUCUGGAGAAGAUUUACGGUUUGGCUGAUCAUCCUUAUGCUCACCGUGCCGCUCUGCUAUCAAAGCACUCGAACGAAUUCGCGAGUGCGGACGCAGAUGCGCUGGGAACUAUCCGGCCUUUUGACGACCUUGCCUACCUCUCCUCUCUUCCGGAAUACAGACCCUCACGCAAAGGUAGGAAACGGAAGAGACGACGCACGAACAGUCAAGCGGUCAACACUGUUACUGGAUCCGUCGAAGGAGACAAGACGGACCAGUCCGAGGUCGGGAGCGAUACAGAGAUGAAAGGCAAGGGCAAGGCGCGCGCUCAACCGAAGAAGAAACCCAAGAUUGGGUCCUGA
This is a messenger RNA of Stereum hirsutum FP-91666 SS1, 1176 nucleotides long. RefSeq lists its product as uncharacterized. The transcript is spliced from 4 exons. The record is from RefSeq and is a predicted model, not a curated record. NCBI's taxonomy places the organism in Eukaryota, Fungi, Basidiomycota, Agaricomycetes, Russulales, Stereaceae. The coding region runs from base 1 to 1176 and encodes 391 amino acids.